Messenger RNA from Brassica oleracea var. oleracea, 600 nucleotides. RefSeq lists its product as uncharacterized. The record is from RefSeq and is a predicted model, not a curated record. Lineage: Eukaryota; Viridiplantae; Streptophyta; Magnoliopsida; Brassicales; Brassicaceae. The transcript has a single exon. The coding region runs from base 1 to 600 and encodes 199 amino acids.
AUGGUGCUUUGGAAGCGGGAGAAUGAAGUAUUUCAACAAGGAUUUGAGUCAUCUCAAACGUGGAACAUGAUCAGAGCAAGAUCACCGCAUGUUUCAUGGUCCAAGGGGCUCUGGUUUAGAGAAGCUACUCCAAAGUUUUCUUUCCUCACGUGGUUAGCUGCUCACAACAGAUUAGCGAGUGGGGACAGAAUACUUCAGUGGAACCCUCAAGCUAUCUCUACAUGUUGGUUGUGCAACGCAGCCACUGAAACGAGAGAUCAUUUAUUCUUUGAUUGCUCUUUCGCCAAAGAAGUCUGGCUUGGAACAAUCAGAGGCCUGGCAGGUGGAGGUGUGCCAACUCAAUGGCUCAUUUUACUGCAAAGACUGGUAACUGGUCUUCAAGACAGCACCAAAACGUUCCUCUUCCGAUACAGUUUUCAAGCUACUGCUCAUGCUCUUUGGCAUGAGAGGAACAAACGCAGGGUGGGAGAAAGCCAUCAACCUCCUGGCCGCCUUAUUAAUCACUUGGAUAAGCUGAUUAGAAAUAAAAUCUCCUCCUUACGACAGCAAGCAGGAAGCAGACAUGAAAAAGCCAUGGAGAUAUGGUUUGGGAGUAGAUGA